This is a messenger RNA of Hevea brasiliensis (rubber tree), 1337 nucleotides long. RefSeq names its product 60S ribosomal protein L2, mitochondrial-like. The record is from RefSeq and is a predicted model, not a curated record. The transcript has 4 exons. Gene Ontology annotation, biological process: cytoplasmic translation. Gene Ontology annotation, cellular component: large ribosomal subunit; ribosome. Bases 457 to 1077 code for a protein of 206 amino acids. Gene Ontology annotation, molecular function: structural constituent of ribosome; RNA binding; transferase activity. Lineage: Eukaryota; Viridiplantae; Streptophyta; Magnoliopsida; Malpighiales; Euphorbiaceae.
ACAAGUAACUUCGUUUCCCUAUGGUGAGAACUCUGCAUUGAAAAUUCAGGAGAUGUUCCAUUUGACAAACCAAUUUGGGUAUUUAGAUCUUAGCUAUUGAAGCUGCACGAGCAAUACCUUAUAAGUGAUGAGAAUUGAGAUAUGAUUUUCUUUCUUUUUCUCUUUAUUUUUGUAGUGAGUUUGUUCUUGUUUCCUAUUGGAAAGAUGAGUUGUUUGCACAUUCUUUUGUUCGUUUCUUUUCUCUUUUUGAUGUGGGAUUUUGAGUUUCACGUGUCAAGUUUUGUUUUUCAGGGUUCAAGGAAAGUCUUUGAUUUUGGAGAUUGUUUUUUAAAGCUAUCUCUACCUCACUCGUUCAGCCUCUCACCGCUAUAAGUAUCAACCCAAUUGCAGUCUUGCCUGUCUGUCCGAGCGCUAAAACCCUCACUCAGAAAUAUCUGACUCAUCAGAUAGGAACCAAUGGCUCUAUGGAGAGCUCGUGCAGCUUCAUCACCUCUCUUGAAGAGGCUUUUGCAACCUGCUUCUUUCCCUUCUAUCAACAACGCUUUUUGCAGUUUCUCCACUGAUGUAGCUCAUACUUCAUUGCGGGACAAGAUGACGAAACAAAUGGUUCACCUUGAUAUCAAUUUACAAGUAGGGACUUGCAUGCCUCUGGCUUCUAUGCGUAUAGGAACAUUAAUCCACAACGUUGAGAUGAACCCAGGUCAAGGUGGAAAAUUGGUUCGAGCUGCAGGAACUUGUGCCAAGAUCUUGAAAGAGCCGACAUCAAAAUACUGUUUGGUGAAACUGCCUUCAGGAGCAGAAAAAUUGAUUGAUUCUCGGUGCCGGGCCACAAUUGGCAGAGUCUCAAACCCUAGCCAUAAUACUCGAACACUUAAAAAGGCUGGGCAGAGCAGAUGGUUGGGUCGAAGACCAGUGGUUCGAGGGGUGGCAAUGAAUCCAGUUGAUCAUCCUCAUGGUGGAGGUGAGGGUCGCAGCAAAAGUAGUGGCUCCUUUGGAAGGGUGUCACAAACACCAUGGGGCAAGCCAACUAAAUGUGGCAGGAAUCAAGAACGCAAGCGCAAAGGCAAAUUUAAAUGAUCUUUUUUGUUUGGUUCCUAGAUUUUGACAGGUGUCUUUAAUACAGUUAUAUGUAUGUAGCACCUGUGGUUUCGCAUCAAGAAAAUUUUCAGCUUUAUUUCAUUAGGUGAGGGCUAUCAUUUUACAUUUGGUAUGCAGAUGCUCUUGAAAUUUCAAUAGGAGAAUCACUUGGGCAAAGUAAAAAAGAAUUGUUUCUCAAUGGAUGUUUGCGUAUAUUUGUAUGAAUCUUUGGUUAUUUUAGCGAGCUAUUAUCUUCACAA